Ruditapes philippinarum (Manila clam) is the source of this 5543-nucleotide messenger RNA. RefSeq names its product proteoglycan 4-like. The record is from RefSeq and is a predicted model, not a curated record. The coding region runs from base 1 to 2196 and encodes 731 amino acids. NCBI's taxonomy places the organism in Eukaryota, Metazoa, Mollusca, Bivalvia, Venerida, Veneridae. The transcript is spliced from 2 exons.
AUGGUUGAGAAUGAGUUUGUGGAACUACCUGAACCCCUUAAAACAGGAUCUCAAGUCAUAGUUGUCGAUAAGCCGGACGUUAAGGAUUGGGGAAACUUGAAGUCUGUUGAGGGGUAUGACGUCACUAUCACCGUCACACCGAACGAAUUGUUUGUUCAAUAUUCAAAUGACGCCAAACCGGAAUUUAGCUUGCCGAUAAGAACUUUAUCAAUUUGUGCUGCAGUGAGAUGCGUUGAGGAUGCUUCUGGUUCAUCUAACAUGAAGUUUGUACCUGUCCAUUCCGUUAUAACAGCGAUAGAGCCGGACUCAGAUCACCCCGCCAUUUUUUCUACGGUGAUGCGACAUACCAUGGAAGAUGAUCUACAAUGUCACAUGUUCAUCUGUAAUUCUACUCGUGACGCUCUUCACCUUGUUAAUGCCACACAAACUGCGCAUACUGCGUUCACCAAGGGAUAUAAUGAAACGGGGGCAAUGAAAUUCUUCAUUGAUCGAUCCAGUGAGUUUGAUCGUACGCUACGACUUAACCAAUCAAACGCCGAAAAAAGAGUGGAUACCAGAAAAAUCUACAUGUACCAGGAAGAUUAUGAUACGCGACAGUACAACGCUGACACAAAAACAUACGUCACUACCGUUGAUAACACCUCGAUGAAACGCACAGGGCGCGUGUCAACUCGGAAUUAUACCGACGCAAACAUAACGAUGGAUGGCAAUACAUACUACGUAAAAGCUAGCGAGGUAAGGUCACAAACACCACCACCUGUACCGGAGUCGGAAACGGUAUUUAUCAAGUCGAAUGUUGAGCAUAUGAGACCACCAACACCACCUCCGCAGCAGACGAUAUAUGUCGAUAAACCCAUAAUAAAGCCUGCACCUCCGAUCGAAAUUCCUCCACCUAAAAUCAUAGAGAGACCAGUUGUUAUCGAGCCUCCGCCACUACCUAAGAUGGAACAACAAAUUAUAUACGUAGAUAAACCAGUCUUCAAAGAGAUGCACUGGCCAGAUCCCCCAGCUCCGAAGGUGGUUGAGAAUGAAGUCUUUGUGGAUCUACCUGAACCUCCAAAACAGGAUCCUCAAGUCAUAGUUGUCGAUAAGCCGGUAGUUAGGGAUUGGCCUCAGCCACCCACUCCACCAGCUCCGAUCAUCCAAGAAAAUCCUGUUUAUAUUGACCCACCUGCUUGGCCAGAACGAGCUCCUCAGAAGAUUAUUGUCGACACGCCGGUCAUGAGGGAAAUCGGUCCUGCGCCCCCCGCUCCUCCGCCUAUAAUAGAACAGAGGGAAGUUUAUAUUGAUCCCCCAGAAUAUCCGGAACAGAAACCCCACAGAAUAGUUGUUGAGAAGCCAUGCUUUAAUGCCCCAAAGCCGGCUCCAAGACCUCCAACACCUAUCAUAGAAACAAAAAAUGUUUAUAUUGAUGCACCACCAUACCCUAAACAAGAAGCACAAAGAAUUGUUGUUGAAAAACCAAUCAUAAGUGACCCGGGCCCGCCACCACCUCCCCCUAAACCAAUUAUCAUCGAGAAACCGGUGGAAGUACCACCACCAAGAUGGCCAAAACCAGAACCCCAGCGCAUUGUCGUCGAGAAACUUGUAAUGAGAGAUCCUGGCCCGCCCCCACCGCAACCUGAUCCAAUCAUCAUUGAGAAAAUUGUGUACGUGGACCCUCCCCCUUGGCCUAAAGUUGAGCCGCAAAGGAUUGUUGUUGAGAAGCCGGUGUUUAGACCACGACCACGUCCUCCUGUACCUAAGCCUAUCAUCAUAGAAAAGCCGGUUUAUGUCGAUAUGCCCGAACAACCACUUCCUAAACCACAGACAAUUGUGGUCGAAAAACCGGUGCUGAGGAAAACAUACGGGGUCUCGGAAACUAGACAACAUCCUUCGGCUUACAAUUACCAUUACCAAUACAGGCCGACAGAAAUGCGUGGAUCUUAUGUUGUCAGCAGAUCACAGCCUCAGCCACGUGGCCUCCGUCGUUACGCCUGGUCUGAUGCCGGUGGUGAAGACCGUUAUCGUUCAGGAUGGGAUUACACCACAGACGCAGGCGGAUAUAGACUUUAUGGACAACCACGUGACUUCCGGACCAAGCAGUUCAUGAACGAAAGAGGUUUUAGCAGACACAUCAAUGAAGAAUUUCGGCACACACACAGAGGUCCUAGCUCCUAUACAUAUGGAAGACGGGAGGGAUCAACAAGUAGUUAACUUUGUUUAAAAAAUACAAAAACACAAACUAUCUGGAAUAUAGAUGAUUGUACAAUUGAAUUUUUUAUAUGAAUUUUAUUCUAUUUUAUACUGUCAAUGCUUUAAUAAUCAACUAUUGUUAUAUCAAUUUAUAAUUCACAAAUUAGUUUUUAAACUGUUCCAGUGCUGAUUGUGAACAUCUAUGUUUCCCUUUUUUUAACUGGCCUUGGUGUAUCUGAUACAAGAGGUUUCACUUACAAACUACGAGUGUUAGAGCACCACAUUAAAUUCCGUAUUCUGGUAUGAACCGGACCAGGCCCUUGAAUUAUCAAAUGCUAAACUCUGGCCUUUUUCAACCACCAAAAAUGCAUUUUAAUACGUCUUAUUUAUCUUUUCACACCGAUUUAUAUACGAAAUGAAUGAAAACUGUACGAAUCGGCGAAAAAUGCUAUAUUUUUCUACUUUGUGAUCAUGAUUUCUGCAAACGUUCACAUGUAGACUGCCCUAACACCGUAGUGAGUUAAAUCCCAAAAUUACAAAUCUGAAUGGCUUAUAGUACAGAGUCUGGCCCAACUGUACACAAGAAUGCACAUCUGACUUUAUAUGGAUAUAGGGGCAUUACCAUGAAUAUGCACAAUGUUCAAAUACUCACUGUUCAAUAAUGAUUUUUGCACGGUUGGUAGAUCAUUUAGUGAAAUCAUAUAUUAGAAAUUGAAAGAUCAUAAAUUUUGAAUGAAAUGAUUGCAUAAUUAUUUAGACAAGAAUUCGUUAUUUGAAUAUUGCAUACGAUUUACGAAAUAUAAAAUAUUUUAUGGUUUACGAAAGAUGAAAUUUAUUUUAUGGUGAAGUAAUUAAUGAUUUGAUAAAGUUGCUUAAAGCUGAUACAAUUACCCACAUCAAUUGCCUCCCCUUGAUAGAUUUGUGACGUCAUUGUACAAGAAUAUAAAAAUAAUUAUUGCUAGAAAAAAAAAUGCAUUAUUAGAAAAUAAGAGCAAAUAUUUAAAAAAAAAUACUCAAUUUCAACACGAAAAUAACUUUUGAUAUAGAAGAUUUAUGUGUUACAGUGCUUUUUACAGUUCAGCUGGGCUGUAAAAACUGUAGUAAAUUGUGGGGUGGGGUCCGGUAGGGGAAAUAGACUUUACAUAGUAUCAUUUUUAUUACAUGCACUUACGAUAGCUUCACUUAGUUAAAAUUAUCAUUUAACAUAUAUUUUGUAUUUUGUUUUAUACAGAUAUAUAUUAAAAUAGUUAUAUAUAUAAUAACAUUUAUAGAUGUUCACUUGUUGUUCACUGAACAGUUCGAGUUAUUCAGAUUUAUUUUAUCUUAUUUUUAAUCAUUAUUUUUUGUUUUUUAUUUUCAUUUGCUUUUGCUAUUUUUUGUUAAAUCCACGAAUAAAUAGAAAUAGCAACACUGUCACAGAAUCGAUAAAGGUCCAUUAUGCCACAGAAAUGUUUUUAUAGCUAUUUGUUGGCUAAGUGCUUCAACCAUUUUUCAUCUGCUGCUUUUUGGCAGUUUGUACAGUUAUAGUAAUUUUAGUAUUUUGUAUGGAAGUCAAAAUACUACUUUGUUUACAAUUUGCUACUUUUAUGACACAUUAUUUUACAUUUACCGAUAUUUUCUUCAGGCUGUAAGCAUCUGACUUGCUCCUAAAUCAUUUUUUCAAUGUUAUAAAUUUCAUAUUUGCCCUUUCUAAAGGAUUAAAAAUUUGUCCGUUUCUGAGACAUAAUGUGCCUUUAAUUUUUGAAAUAUAUUUUGGUUCAUUUUGGCUUUACUAUUCAUAUGAUAUCAUCUAGAUGUAACUGGUAAAACACAUCCCAUUUGUCACACUGCUUGCCCUAAUUUUGUAGGAUAUUGUGGCAUUCAGUAUUGGAUGAAAGAAAAAAGAGAGAAUGAAAUGAAAAGUAAAGAAAAAUUAUUUUUAGAUAUUACUGAAGCAUUAAACAAACGCUGCAAGAAGGUCGCCUUAAAAUGUUAAAGCCGUAAUUCAUUUUAAUAAUGGUUAACAGAAAAACUUGACAUUCAAAUACUUCCAAAUUACUCUUAACCAAUCAAGUACAUGAAUUUGAUUCAUCCCUCAAAUGCGAAAAACAUGUGAUUCUCAAUGGCUUAGAUUCUGAUUGCCUAAGAUUCUGAUUGACAUAUAUCUUGAUUGGCAUAGAUUCUAAUUGUCUUAGAUUCUUAUUGGAUAACUUUAUGAUUAGCUAAGAUUCUGAUUGUCUUAGAGUCUGGUUGUCUUAGAUUCUGAUUGGCUAAGAUUCCGAUUGUCUUAGAUUCUGAUUGGCUCAGAUUGCGACUGUCUUAGAUUCUGAUUGGCUCAGAUUGCGACUGUCUAAGAUUCUUAUUGGCUAAGAUUCUGAUGUCUUAUAUUCUUAUUGGAUAACUUUAUGAUUAGCUAAGAUUUUGAUUGUCUUAGAGUCUAGUUGUCUUAGAUUCUGAUUGGCUAAGAUUCCGAUUGUCUUAGAUUCUGAUUGGCUCAGAUUGCGACUGUCUAAGAUUCUGAUUGGCUCAGAUUGCGACUGUCUAAGAUUCUUAUUGGCUAAGAUUCUGAUGUCUUAGAUUCUGAUUGGCUUAGAUACUUUGAAUGGCUUAAAUUCUGGUUGAGUGCAUAAAAUGUAUGCAAACAUUUUCACUGAUACAUGUACCGAUAUGUAUAUGCAUCACUCAUACGGUCUCUUUUCGGUGGCGAGGGUAAACUAACCCAAACACACUCACAUUUCACUUAUCACAUUCGAUAUAAUUUAUCCUCUCGUUUGUAAUUCAAGUUCCAUAAUCCACGUUCAAAAUUUUAAUUAUUUUACUCAGUUGAUUAACAGGAGUUCUAUUUGCGUUUAGGGAUUAUACAUGUAUAAGAAGGAAGCAUACACAUGCCGUUGUAAUUGCGCAAAGGAUGUCCCUGUUGUUUUUUUUUAAUUUAGAACAGGUCACUCGAAUUUCAGGGUAUUUUAAUUUCAAAAGGUACAAAUAUUAUCUACAGAGAGCCUGAUCAGACUGCGCGAAUGUUCAGGCUGGUCUUGCCCUGCAAUGGUGGUAAAAGACUAAUCGCGUUUGGUUUAAGUAGGAUAAGAGUUUGAACCUCAACUAUAAUGAUUUAAAUAUCUAUACUGACGUGUAUAGGUUUGCCACAGUUUGUUCAAUUUUUCGUACUGUUUUAACUAUGUGUUUUUAAAAAAUCAUAUUUUUUAUACAGUAAUAUAAUACGUUAUCGGAUGAAUUAUUAUUGUUUAUUUACUAGUGUUACUUCCGGGAACAUGUUCAUAGUUUCUUGCAAUUGCUUAUAACAUUAUAGCAUGUAUUUCCUGUUGAACACACGAUACAUAUAUACAUGUAUAUGUACUUAUAUUAAAAUAAAUUAUUUCUGUACAUGAUAA